AGGGGGAGAGAGCGUGCGCGUGGUGUGUGUGUGUGCGAAACGGAGAGAGAGAGAGAGAGAGAGAGAGCAAGAUCGUGGUGUGUGUGCGUGUGUGUGUGUGGAAAAAGGAAGCGGAGCCUGUUAACGGCGAACUCGCUGGUUUCCUACCCCUCGAAACAAGCGCUAUGUUACUUUGCUUGUGGACACUGUCAUCGACAGCAACAACAACACGGCCAAAGGGAAUAGGAGCAGUUUCGAGGGGGGACUCGCUAGCGCUGUAGUGCCUUUGAUCGGGCUCAUUCCGGACGUGAGCAGCCUAUCAGUAAAGUGAAACCGUCUUUUGUUGAAGCAAGUGCUCGCCUGAGUCCCUCCGUGCGGGUGGCGUUUUCUUCUUUCAGUGGGGGGAUACAAAAAAGAAGAAGAAAAAGUGUCCGUGUUCGCCUCGUUUUUGUCCCGGGUCUUGGAUUAAGUCCAGCUGGCUUGCCUUUUUAAGUUCGGUGGGUCAUCCUGGGCAAGGAUCGCGUUUUGAACUUGUUUGCAGCAGUCUGUGGGACUCCCAAAGAAUCAGCAGACUGGCGGCUUUUCUGAAACACUGGGGUUGUUGGAGUGGCCAAAUUUUCCCUGGAUUUGACUGGUAAAUUCAGAAGACUGAAGCCCAGGCUCACAGUCUACCUUUCACGGAGGCCCAGCCGUGAGAGGACUGAGGAAGGCACGUGGCGGAUCAUGACGGCCGAUAAAGAAAAGGAACGGGAGAAAGAGCGGGACAGGGACAGAGACAGGGACCGGGACAAAAGAGAGGCCGGCAAGUCCCGCCGGCAGGAUGGGGACCGGGGCGACCGUGAAAGCGAAAGCUCUCGGCCCCGACGCAGCUGUACGCUGGAGGGCGGGGCCAAGAACUAUGCAGAGAGCGAGCACAGCGAUGACGACGACAACGGCAGCACCGGCGGAGGCAGCGGCACGGCCGAGGAGGCUGGCAAGAAGGGCAAAAAGAAGAUGCCUAAGAAGAAAUCACGCUACGAGCGCACAGAGAACGGCGAAAUCACGUCCUUCAUUACAGAAGAUGAUGUUGUUUACAGACCCGGAGAUUGUGUGUACAUUGAGAGUCAGCGGCCCAACACUCCCUACUUCAUUUGUAGCAUUCAGGAUUUCAAGCUGAGUAAACGGGACCAUCUGCUGAUGAAUGUGAAAUGGUACUACCGCCAGUCAGAGGUGCCUGACUCCGUCUACCAGCACCUGGUGCAGGAUCGCAACAAUGAGAACGACUCUGGCCGGGAGCUGGUCAUCACAGAUCCAGUGGUCAGGAGUCGAGAACUCUUUAUCUCGGACUACGUGGACACUUAUCAUGCUGCUGCUCUCAGGGGGAAAUGCAACAUUUCCCAUUUCUCUGACAUUUUCGCUGCCCGGGAGUUCAAAGCCCGCAUGGACUCCUUUUUCUAUAUCCUUGGAUAUAACCCAGAGACCAGGCGACUAAACAGCACACAGGGGGAAAUCCGAGUGGGACCCAGUCACCAAGCCAAGCUCCCGGAGCUGCAGCCUUUCCCCUCCCCUGGUGGCCAGGCCGUAACCGAGAAUGAGGAGCUGGUCUGGAUGCCAGGGGUCAAUGACUGUGACCUUCUCAUGUACCUCAGAGCUGCAAGGAGCAUGGCUGCCUUCGCAGGGAUGUGUGAUGGAGGCUCAACAGAAGAUGGGUGUCUAGCAGCGUCUCGAGAUGACACUACAUUAAACGCACUUAACACUCUUCACGAGAGCAGCUACGACGCCGGCAAGGCUCUGCAGCGUCUGGUGAAAAAGCCGGUACCCAAACUGAUAGAGAAGUGCUGGUCUGAGGAUGAAGUGAAGCGCUUCAUUAAAGGGUUGAGACAGUUCGGCAAAAACUUCUUCAGGAUCCGGAAAGAGCUGCUGCCCAACAAAGAGACGGGAGAGCUGAUUACUUUCUACUACUACUGGAAGAAGACUCCCGAGGCAGCCAGUUGUCGAGCCCAUCGCCGACACCGUCGUCAGCCCGUCUUCCGCCGCAUCAAGACACGGACCGCCUCAACUCCCGUCAACACUCCUUCACGCCCGCCGUCGAGCGAGUUCUUGGACCUCAGCUCAGCCAGUGAAGAUGACUUUGACAGUGAAGACAGCGAACAGGAGCUAAAAGGCUACGCCUGCCGCCACUGCUUCACGACCACCUCCAAGGACUGGCACCACGGGGGCCGCGAGAACAUCUUGCUGUGCACCGACUGCCGCAUUCACUUCAAGAAGUACGGUGAGCUGCCCCCCAUCGAGAAGCCCGUGGACCCUCCGCCAUUUAUGUUCAAACCUGUCAAAGAGGAAGAGGAUGGACUCAGCGGGAAGCAUAGCAUGAGGACCCGACGGAACCGAGGCUCGAUGUCGACGCUACGUAGUGGUCGUAAGAAGCAGACAGCCAGUCCUGAUGGCCGAGCCUCACCCACCAACGAGGAUUUGCGCUCUAGCGGACGUACUUCACCCAGCGCAGCCAGCACUGACAGCACCGACAGCAAGACGGACUCCAUGAAGAAGCCAAGCAAAAAGAUUAAAGAGGAAGCUCCUUCACCUAUGAAGAGUGCCAAACGGCAACGGGAGAAAGGAGCUUCAGACACAGAGGAGCCCGAGAGGGCCAACGCCAAAAAGUCCAAGACACAAGAGCUGAGUCGGCCAGACUCGCCUUCAGAAUGCGAGGGAGAAGGAGAGGGAGAGGGCGAGAGCUCUGAUGGGCGGAGCAUCAACGAGGAGCUCAGUAGUGAUCCUAAAGACAUUGAUCAGGACAACCGGAGCUCUUCGCCGAGCAUCCCGAGCCCCCGUGACAAUGAGAGCGACUCGGACUCCUCUGCCCAACAGCAGCAGCUCCUGCAGAGCCAGCACCCUCCAGUCAUCCAGUGUCAACCGGGCACCUCAGCCGCCUCUUCGGCGCCCCCUCCACCCACAACCUCAGCCCCCUCACUGCCUCCGCAGGUUUCCCCUGCUGCAGCCUCCAGCUCUCUACCUCCCCAGCCUCUGCCCCAGGCAAGCCCAAUGUCUCUAAUCCAGUCAGGAGCAUCCCUGCACCCUCAAAGGCUUCCCUCUCCACACUCACCUAUGACUCAGGCUCCGCCUCCUGGCCCCCCAGUUCCACCUCAGUCAUUACCCAGCCCGCAUCACGGACCCAUGCCUCCCAUGCCUCACCCGUUGCAGCCGGGCCCCUCACACAUGGCUCACCCUCACUCCAUCACCCCUCAGGGAUUCCCUGUGGGUCCGUCUCAGGUCCCACCCCCGCCGGUCUCUGGCCAAUCACAACAGAGGGCUCACACACCUCCUUCUCAGUCCCAGUCAUCUUCUCAGAGCGGCGCCCAGCCUCCCAGAGAGCAGCCCUUGCCCCCCGCACCAAUAUCUAUGCCUCACAUCAAGCCCCCGCCAACUACACCCAUCCCUCAGAUACCCAACCCACAGUCUCACAAACACCCGCCCCACGUAUCGGCACCUCCAUUCCCUCAGAUGCCUUCAAACCUGCCUCCGCCUCCUGCCCUCAAGCCUCUCAGCUCUUUAUCCAACCAUCAUCCUCCAUCAGCACAUCCGCCUCCCCUCCAGCUCAUGCCUCAAGGCCAGCAGCUUCAGCCUCCCCCAGCCCAGCCUCCAGUUCUCACCCAGUCACAGAGCCUCCCACCUUCAGCCAGCCACCAACCUCCUCCAGCUCCUCCUCUGCCACCCUCCGCAGCAGCCUCACAUCCCAGCGGGCCACCUCAGCAACCUUUCUCAUCUCAUCCUUUCAGUACAGUUCUACCUCCAACCGCCCCUCCCCCAUCAUCAUCAAACUCUAUGCCUGGCUUGCAGCCUCCUCCUGCUUCGGCUCCAUCCUCUUCCAUCUCCAUGCCACUUCCUGCCUCUGUCACCUGUGCUGGCCCGGGCACAGCGGUCCCACCCAUGCACAUCAAAGAGGAGCCUUUGGACGAGUCGGAAGAGCCAGAGAGCCCACCACCCCCGCAGAGAAGCCCCUCCCCGGAGCCUACAGUCGUCAAUACGCCCAGCCAUGCCAGCCAAUCAGCACGUUUCUACAAGCACUUGGACCGGGGGUACAACUCGUGUGCUCGGACCGAUUUCUACUUCACGCCCCUGGCUUCAUCUAAACUGGCCAAGAAGAGAGAGGAAGCUCUGGAGAAAGCCAAACGGGAAGCAGAACAGAAAGCCAGGGAGGAAAAAGAGAGAGAGAGGGAAAGGGAAAAGGAGCGAGAAAGAGAGCGGGAACGAGAAAAGGAAGCUGAGAGAGCCGCGAAAGCCUCCAGUUCAUCUCACGAAGGCAGAAUGAGCGAACCUCAGAUGGCCGGCCCCGCCCACAUGCGUCCACCCUUCGACGGUCCCCCCACUACUAUUGCAGCUGUGCCUCCCUACAUUGGCCCCGACACACCCGCCCUACGCACCCUCAGCGAGUAUGCCCGGCCCCACGUCAUGUCCCCCACCAAUCGAAACCACCCGUUCUUUGUGUCACUCAACCCCGCAGACCCGCUGCUAGCUUAUCACAUGCCCAGCUUAUACAACGCUGACCCAGCCAUGCGGGAGCGUGAGCUUCGAGAGCGGGAGAUGCGCGAGAGAGAGAUUCGCGAGAGGGAGCUGAGGGAAAGGAUGAAACCUGGUUUUGAGGUCAAGCCUCCAGAGAUGGACACACUCCACCCUUCCACAAACCCCAUGGAACACUUUGCUCGCCACGGGGCCAUCACGUUGCCCCCCAUGGCCGGCCCUCACCCUUUCGCCUCCUUUCAUCCCAGCCUGAACCCAUUAGAGCGUGAGCGGCUAGCCCUUGCGGGGCCCCAGCUGCGCCCAGAAAUGAGCUACCCAGAGAGGCUGGCAGCAGAGAGACUCCAUGCAGAGAGGAUGGCAACAGUGGCCAAUGACCCCAUCGCUCGUCUGCAGAUGUUCAAUGUCACGCCGCACCACCACCAGCACUCACAUAUUCACUCCCAUCUCCACCUCCACCAGCAAGAUCCCUUACACCAAGGUGGUGGUGAAUGUCUUGUGUGUCCUCCAGGUUCCGGCGGCCAUCCGCUGGCAGUAGAUCCCCUGGCCGGACCUCACCUGGCACGCUUCCCUUACCCACCCGGCGCCAUCCCCAACCCUCUCCUGGGCCAGCCGCCGCACGAACACGAGAUGCUGCGACACCCAGUUUUUGGUACUCCAUACCCACGGGACCUACCAGCAGGUAUUCCACCAACUAUGUCGGCGGCCCACCAGCUGCAGGCCAUGCACGCCCAGUCGGCCGAGCUCCAGAGGCUAGCCAUGGAGCAGCAGUGGCUGCACGGGCACCAUCACAUGCACGGAGGACCACUGCCUGGCCAGGAGGACUACUACAGUCGACUGAAGAAGGAGAGCGACAAGCAGCUGUAACGAGCCGAGGGAGGCGGCGACUGACAGGUGCAGGACACAGGAAGUUGUUACAGAGCAGUUUCAAAGAGGCUCUUCAGGAUCCUCUGAACACUUUCAGUUUUGACGAAUAGAAAAAGCCAAGUGAAUCGUCUGAGAUUUCUCCUGAGGUUUUUGUUUUUGUUCAUGUCGAGGACCUUUUUUCUUUUCUUUUCUUUUAAUUAUUAUUUUCCAAGACAUUGACUUUCUUUGGUAUAUAGCCAGUAGUGACAACAUCCUCAAGACUCCUGCAUGACAAGCUUCCCUGAUGUUUUUUUUUUUUUUGUAGGUGCUAGAACAAGACACUGUGCUUAUUACAAAACGAACAAACAAAAAAAAAAAAGAAAAAGCCGAGACCGGUCAGACCAUUUAUGGAAAAAUAACAAGUGCUAUCUUAAAUUCAACAUUUAUUUUAAUACAUUGUUGGAGGUUUUUCAUAAUUUUAAGAAAAGCUACAGCAUGGCGUUUUUGAGUCUGUAAAUAGUAUAUAUAAACAUAUAAUUAUUAUUAUAAUUAUUAUUAUUACUAGGUGUGGACUCCAAACCAAGUCGUUUCAACCUCCAGUUAUAAUUGUUUCAAAGCAUUAUCCCUUGUUUCAGAGGGGAGCACCAUGGCAUUAUACGAGCAGUUUCUGAGAGUUACGGUUGCGUUGUGACGUUCCUCUGACAUCACUGUGUUUAGAUUUAGCCACACAUGCACUAUGUAAACCAUCAGCCUGUCACGCCAACCACAUCCAUUCAUCGCCUUCCACGCUCGGCCGGUUGAACUCGGCGUGUGGACUUUUAACGAUGGGGGAAGCACUUGAAGAAGUGACACCGUGAUCGCUGACGCUUCUGUGGAGUGCACGCUGAGGAUGGAGGGAAGAUAUUAAAAAAAAAAAGAGUUUGCACUGAAGGAGCGUCCUCGAGCUCAGCUGAUUUUAUCCAUUUUGAUUGCAAUUACUAUUUAAGAGCCAAAUGAAUCCUCUACUUUUAGGAUUUCUUUUUAAAGGAUAUGUGGUCACCUGAAACAUCGGCUGAAUGAAAGAAAUUUGGGGGGGAAAUUGCUUUGAUUUUUUUUAAACAGUGUUCACUGUAACAGGAGCCUGACAGGACUGUUUUUGUUGUGUGAAUGAGUGGCUGUGAGUCUGUUCUAGUUUGUCUUCUAACUGUCCCCCCCCACCUUUUUUUUUCUUUUCUUUUCUUUCCCCCGUCCCGUCAUCGGUGUUUGUUGCAGGGCUCAAAUCCGACUGAGCCAUCCUCCACCUAGGCUGUAAUAAUGUUCACUGUGACACUAGAGGGGGGCCUGCCGACACUUGACCUCCAGGAGGUGUAAGGUCGAUGAUGUUUGUGCGUGCCUGUGUGUGUGUGUGUGUGUGUGUGUAUUUUUUUUGUACGCCUUGGUUCCUUAGGGAUACACAUGGCCUUCUGAGGCCUCAGAGGUGGUGUUUGUUUCUGCCACUGACUGUUACAUGUAGUAUUGACCCGUCAUUACCAGUGCACACGAGCCCACGUUUUUCUUUCUGUAGCCCAUGACACAGAUUCUGCAAUUAUUCCAUGCACUAAGACUGUUUGACCGUCAUGGACGAUUUGAUUUGAUUUUAUAAUUGUAUAAUUUUAUUUUAACUAAUCAAAGAAACUGUACUUGCAUUUAAAAGCGACCAUAUCGUCCUAUGGAGCACUAUCAUUUACCACACUCGCGUCUCUGAAGCUCUGACAACAGCCUGUCCACUCUUGUCUUUCCAUCGCCCACCAAUUUAUCCCUCGCCCCACCAUGUCUCCUCACAACCUACUCUUCUUCAGCAUCAUCAUCAUCAUCUCCUCCUGACGAUCCCUCACCUCCUACUCCCUCUUUUUUGUGUCUCCGAAGCCUUUGAUGUUAAGUGUUGUCAAUGGUUUAGCUUCUUGUUUCAAAGCGGCAAUAGCAGAAUGUAAAUUCUGACUGCUAAGAUUUAUAUAUAUACUGGUAUCUUGAAGCUUAUUGUAUAUAUGAGUAGUCACCAUGGGAUGACACAAUGUAAACAAAAAAGUAGAAAUAAUAAGAAAAAUUGUGAGUCCUGUGUUCUCUCCAUUUGAGUAUUUUGUAAUUUUUUUGAAAAAUUUGUGGAAUUAAAAUAAAAAACAACUACGUUACACCACAA
This is a messenger RNA of Haplochromis burtoni (Burton's mouthbrooder), 7471 nucleotides long. RefSeq names its product arginine-glutamic acid dipeptide (RE) repeats a (gene rerea). The transcript has 22 exons. Gene Ontology annotation, molecular function: transcription corepressor activity; chromatin binding; sequence-specific DNA binding. Gene Ontology annotation, cellular component: nucleus. The record is from RefSeq and is a predicted model, not a curated record. Bases 703 to 5337 code for a protein of 1544 amino acids. Lineage: Eukaryota; Metazoa; Chordata; Actinopteri; Cichliformes; Cichlidae. Gene Ontology annotation, biological process: regulation of DNA-templated transcription.